UAAGAUAGUAAAUCUAAUUCUAAUAAAAUAUUAAGAUUAGUAAAUACUAAAAGAUUUCACGACUUAAGUAUUGCAUCAACAAUGCCUGCGAAAAUAUUAGCUAUAGAAUCUUAACUGGAAAAAUUCCGAGAAUAAAAAAUAAAAAGUGAAUAAUUAGCAAAAAUUUAAAAAGAAAUGGAAACAAAAUAAGAAAAAGUAUUUUAUACUUCAAUGAGAGAAUAUGAAUUAAAUAAAAUAAAAAAAGCACAUUAAUAUAUAUAAGACUAAACAAAAAAUAUAUAAUAAUAAUGGAGUAUUUCUUAAUAAAAAUAUUAAAAUAGAUUACAUAAAGAACAAGAACUAUAAGAAUAUUUAACUAACAGAAUAAAAAAAUAAAUAUUAGAUGAAAAAAAUUUCCAAAAUAAUGAAUUUUAAACUGGAUUAGAUUAUUUCUAAGAAAACUGUAUUAUAUAGGGUGUUUAAUUAGAACAUGAUCCUGAUAAUAUUAAACCUCCUCCAAAAUAACAUUUUUCAAUAAAUGCAACUAUGAUAAAACUUAGAGAAAAAACUUAAAAAAGUUAAUUAGCAAGAAAAGAUAG
Messenger RNA from Ichthyophthirius multifiliis, 578 nucleotides. RefSeq lists its product as hypothetical. The transcript has a single exon. NCBI's taxonomy places the organism in Eukaryota, Ciliophora, Oligohymenophorea, Hymenostomatida. The record is from RefSeq and is a predicted model, not a curated record.